UCCCGAAAUCGGAGGUCUCAAGGUUGGCAAAAUUAAAAAUGUCGAGCAAAGCGAGACCAGCUUGCUAGUUGUGGGGAGGCGGGGCCGGCGGACCGACGGCGCCCGCUCCAAGAUGGCGGCGAGGAGGCGUGGACAAGCGGGCGGCAAGGCGGGGCGCACUGGGAGCAACGCCGCAAUCAGCAUAAGGCUUGAGACCCUUCCGGGUCCCUGGGACCAAACUUGAGAAGUUUAAAAAAAGUGUGCGGCCUUCGUGGAAUGCCAUCCAUCCAUUUACUACCGCUUGUCCCUUUUGGGGUCGCGGCGGGUGCUGAUGUUCCCUUUGGUCCACGCCACGCCCCCUUGUUUGCGGAUGACGUCACGCGACGAAGACAGACAAUCCGAAGUGAGCCGACGCUGGGACCGAACCCGAAACCCCCCGAAAGGUCCCGGACACACCGGCGCGCGCCUGCAGGAGACGAUGGAGCCGUGAGCCGAAUCCGAGCCGAAGCGAGACGAGCCCGAGCUGCCGAGCGAGGCGAUGCUGCAGAGUGGACCGAGUGAAGAAGACUCCUGUCGCGCACACGCCUCACACGCACUUUUCUCAGCUUUGGACCGCGCGUGCACGCCCAGCAUGGAGCCCGACUCGUCGUGCGCGGGAGGAUGCCGACGCACGCGGCUGGCGCGCGUUCUUCUCCUGCUGCACCUGAUCGCCGUGCACGGAGGUGUCAUGGCGACCAACUCCACCCAGCUGGACGCCGCCACCGCCGGCAACGGUACCGCCGCGCUUGGCGAGCAGGAGGGCGCCGCUGAUGUGGUCGCCGUGGCAACCGGCCCGAGCGCCUGGGUCGCGCCCGACGUUGUUGUCGCCGUGACCCCGAGGGCGGGCCGCGUGCCUCGUGCCGGAGGGGCGGACGAAGGGGGAAGCGGCUUGUUCGGUGAACCCGCGCAGGAAGUGGGCGUGGCCUCACCGUCGCAAAUCAGCCCUGAAUCGGCCGAAACGGAGCUCCUGUUGCCAAGCAACCCUGUCAAACAGGACGUGGGAGAAGAGGAGGGGCGUGCGGCGCACAGUGACCCGCCGUGGAUCCACGACAAGGACAUCGCCGUUUUUGACCUAGACCCAUCCUUCACCAGCGCCGCUACCACCCGCCCCCCCAACCCCGAUGUCCUGCACGUGGACUUCUUUGACCCGUCCUCCCGCGGACGCAACCUCGACUUGGCUCCGCCCUCCACAUCGUACCCAGCUCACGAGCUUCAGGGCGGCGACCCGACUUCCUGGGCCAUGCCGGACAACUACGACUACCUCACACCGUACGAGGACGGGGCGUCGCCCACGGCCGACGAGUACACCGACGCCACCACUGCCGCCGACGCCUACGAGAGCGACGGCUCUCCGGUUCGAUCCAGGCCGCGGGGUCCGGGUCCGGUCAGACCGAACUUCCCCGCCGGGGUGCCCCCGGCCGCGGUCCCACUAGACGGUUCCGAUGGAAUGGGCGGGUGUCGGGUGGGCUACCGGCUGGUCAACGCCUCAUGUCGCUCGCCCUGCGACUUUGUGCCCAACUACUGCUACAACGGAGGACAGUGUUACCUGCUGGAGGGCGCCGGAACCUUCUGCAGGUGCAACGUGCAGGACUACAUCUGGCACAAGGGCGCGCGCUGCGAGGCGGUGGUGACGGAGUUCCAGGUGAUGUGCUUGGCGGUGGGCACGUCGGCCGUGGUGGCGCUACUGCUGUUCAUGAUGGUGGUCUGUUUCGCCAAGAAGCUGCAUGUGCUCAAGACGGAGAACAAGAAGCUGCGCAGACGCAGCAGUAAGUACCGGCCCACGUCGGAGCAGCACAAUGAUAAUUUCUCGCUGUCCACCAUCGCUGAGGGCUCCCACCCAAAUGUAAGGAAACUGUGCGACACCCCUCCUAACGCCCCCCAUGCCCGUGCAUUGGCUUACUAUGAUAACAUUAUCUGUCAGAAAACCAUGAGCAGAUACACGUGGGAGUGUAAGACCAAAGAGGAGUCCGACUGCGAGGAUGACCCUACUUCCCAGAACAAAUUGGAGGACGCGGUGAAGGCCCCGCCCCAGGAAGACGAGUCCCUGAACAUCCACAACGCUCUGACCCCCAAACACGACAACCACAAGCUGCUGGGGGAGGACAACUCGUCCGAGGUAAACUCUCUGCAGAACAACAUGAUGUGAAACUUUAAUCGUCACCUCCACGCCACUCGGGUCCACCUGGCCGCCCAGGCUGGGGCCCGCACCGAUUCCCGUCCUGCCCUCUUUCGCAACCCCCGCCCCUUGUUGCUGUCACAUGAGUACCCCUUACCUUUCUCACCACACACGCACACGCACACGCACACACACGCACACACACACACCUUCCUUGCCUGCAUUGUUGUAUUUUGUAAAAAGAAUUCCAAGGUGUGUAAAGAAGAAGCUAGUGAGAGCUUUGAUGUUUGUUAUUAAUCCAGUGAUGUUUUAAAUAUUGCAAACAAACACGACGUGUCUUUUCUUUCAUUUCUAACCCUUUCUUGUACUUCUUUUUAUUUGAUACUCUUUCAACCGACAACAAACCACACUUGUUAAAAUAAACCUUUUUAACAUCA
Messenger RNA from Entelurus aequoreus (snake pipefish), 2571 nucleotides. It is a transcript of the gene cspg5a, whose product is annotated as chondroitin sulfate proteoglycan 5a. Gene Ontology annotation, biological process: nervous system development. The transcript has 10 exons. The coding region runs from base 518 to 2164 and encodes 548 amino acids. Lineage: Eukaryota; Metazoa; Chordata; Actinopteri; Syngnathiformes; Syngnathidae. The record is from RefSeq and is a predicted model, not a curated record.